AUGGCCAAUAUUACCUUGGUGACAAAAUUCCUCCUUAUGGGGUUUUCUGGUGUCUAAGAGCUUCAGAUUUUCUAUGGUCUGCUCUUUCUGAUGAUGUACUUGGCAAUCCUUAUGAGUAACCUUCUCAUUGUCACUCUCAUCACCCUGGACUGGCAGCUGCAAACACCCAUGUAUUUCUUCCUUAAGAACUUGUCCUUGUUAGAUGUCCUUGUAUCUGUCCCAAUACCAAAUUUCAUUGUCAACAGCCUGACACACAACAAUUACAUUUCUAUUCUAGGAUGUGCCUUCCAGGUACUUUUAAUGACUUCUUUCUCAACAGGAGAAACGUUUGUCCUCACUGCCAUAUCCUAUGACCGCUAUGUGGCCAUCUGCUCUCCUCUGCACUAUGAGGCCAUCAUGAAUGGUAGUGCCUGUGCUCUGAUGGCAGGAGUUUCCUGGACCACUGGAGGACUCUUUGGAGCUGUGUACACAGCUAGCACAUUCUCCAUGCCUUUCUGUGGCUCCAGUGUUAUCCCACAGUUUUUCUGUGAUGUUCCCUCAUUACUAAGGAUGUCUUGCUCUGAAACACCCAUGGUUGUUUAUACAAGUGUUGGAAUUGGGAUGUGCCUAGGUGUGUCUUGCUUUAUCUGUAUAGUGAUCUUUUAUGUUUACAUUUUCUCCACUGUGCUAAAGAUUCCCACCACUAAAGGUCAGUCAAAAGCUUUCUCCACAUGCAUCCCCCAUCUCAUUGUUUUUACUGUUUUUAUCAUAACAGCUUGUUUUGUUUAUCUCAAUCCACCUUCAAAUACAACCUCAUUUAUUGACAGGCUGCUCUCUGUGGUCUAUACUGUGUUGUCCCCCGCACUUAAUCCUGUGAUCUACAGCUUGAGGAACAUGGACAUGAAAUGGGCUCUGAUGAGGUUGCUACAAAAACUCCAGGUCAAGAGGCUGACUUCUUUUACAAUUCCAAGUGUUUUUCAGUGA
This is a messenger RNA of Castor canadensis (American beaver), 963 nucleotides long. RefSeq names its product olfactory receptor 14A2-like. NCBI's taxonomy places the organism in Eukaryota, Metazoa, Chordata, Mammalia, Rodentia, Castoridae. Gene Ontology annotation, cellular component: membrane. Gene Ontology annotation, biological process: G protein-coupled receptor signaling pathway. Gene Ontology annotation, molecular function: olfactory receptor activity; G protein-coupled receptor activity. The record is from RefSeq and is a predicted model, not a curated record.